GGCCCCGCCCCGCUGCCUCACGAGCUUCCGGUCACCGGAGCCCCGCCCCCUCCCAGUGCAGCCGGGAACAAGCCGGGCCGGGAGUGCGGGGCCCCGGCGGGCGCCAUGCGGCCGAGGUGAAACCCUCCGCUCGCCUCGCGCUCCCUGGGCUGCGUGCGGCGCCCGCCCCGCUCGGGCCGCUGGAGCGAGCCCGCGGCCGGGACCCAGCGGGACGCCCCGGGCCGCGGCAGGAGGAUGAGCGGGCAGCGAGUGGAUGCCAAAGUGGUGAUGCUGGGGAAGGAGUAUGUGGGCAAGACCAGCCUGGUGGAGAGAUACGUCCACAACCGCUUCCUCGUUGGACCCUAUCAGAACACGAUCGGGGCUGCGUUUGUGGCCAAAGUGAUGUCAGUCGGGGGCCGGACAGUAACCUUGGGGAUCUGGGACACGGCUGGGUCGGAGCGGUACGAGGCCAUGAGUCGGAUAUACUACCGAGGGGCCAGGGCUGCCAUUGUGUGUUACGAUCUCACAGAUAGCAGCAGCUUUCAGCGAGCUAAGCUCUGGGUGACCGAGCUGCAGAACUUUGAGGAGAACUGCCGGAUCUAUCUGUGUGGCACCAAGAGCGACCUGUUGGAAGAGGACAGGAAGAAGCGGGGCAUUGACUUCCAUGAUGUGCAGGAUUACGCAGACGAGAUUAAGGCUGAGCUCUUUGAAACCUCCAGUAAGACAGGCCAGAGCGUGGAUGAGCUGUUUCAGAAGGUGGCUGAGGAUUAUGUCCAGCUCAUGGCCUUCCAGGUGAUGACAGAGGAUGAAGGUGUAGACCUGAGCCAGAAGAACAGCACCUACUUCUACAGCUGCUGCCACCACUGAACGCGCCCCCUGCUGCCAACAAAAACCAGCCCGCUGGGUUCGCAGUGCCUGCCCUUCGGACUGUUUGUUUUCUGCCUGCUGUACGUAAGCUGUAGGGAAUGCCUGGCCCCUGGCAGCAUGGAGUACGGGAUCCCCCAUGCCUGGCUCUCCCCUCCACGGGACGUGACAAGCAAAGGAGAUUCAGACUCUGUUCCACUUUCGGCAGGACUCAGCUGCCUUGUGAUGGACACCAGGUGCCCGCACCUUAGUGAAGAGUGUUUGGAAUAGCUGCUUUCCCCAGCUGGUCCUUGCAGCUCAGGUCACGUCUAGCUGUGGCCAAUGUGUUCCCUGGGAUAUGUUGCCUGAUUCUUUGUAGGUUAUUUAAAUGGCUUCUGUUAAGUUAUAUAAAUGUAAAUAAAGUGCAUUGUGAUCCAUGAGGCCGGCUGGGUGUUUUGGGGAAGCCA
Messenger RNA from Mauremys mutica (yellowpond turtle), 1289 nucleotides. It is a transcript of the gene RAB24, whose product is annotated as RAB24, member RAS oncogene family. The transcript has 9 exons. Bases 235 to 846 code for a protein of 203 amino acids. Gene Ontology annotation, molecular function: GTPase activity; GTP binding. The record is from RefSeq and is a predicted model, not a curated record. Lineage: Eukaryota; Metazoa; Chordata; Testudines; Geoemydidae.